CCUCUGGGGAUCAAUAAAGGCUUCUCUUUCUCUUGGAGACCAGCCUUUUUAUAUGACAAAUGUUUUGUUUCUAACUAUUUGAACACCUGAAUGAUGCAUGAUUUACAUUUUUUAUUUUACUUUUUUUAUUUCAGAGAGACCAUGUGAAAAACUUCACAUUGACAAUGCAGUUAUAACCGGGGGGGAGGAAAAGGAAAGGUACAGCCAAAAUGAAAAAGUCCAGUAUGCAUGCACCAACCGUGAACAACGGUUUACUGUUACCUGUGGACAAAGUGGUUGGACUGGUAUUAAGAGCUGUACAGAUACAUGUCCAAAGCCUGAAGUUCCAAAUGGAUUUGCAGUUGGCCCAUACAACAAGACAAUAUACUACACCUGCAAUAAAGGUUUUAAGCUUUUCACCAACAAAGGCUGGUGGGCUGAGGCCAAAUGUAAUGACAGUCGACUUCAACAAUGCAUCGAGAACACAGAGUGUGGAGAAACUCCUGUGAUUCCAAAUGGGAAAGUGGGACCUCCACGAAGGCAAAGCAAAGUCGCUGUGAUUACUUGUAACACAGGAUACAGCCCUAAGGUUAACUUCUUAAGUUGUCGCGGGGGAAAAUGGAUUCUAAAUGAAAUGUCACCCAAAGAUAUUUGUACACCAACUGCCAAGCUCUGCAAACCCCCACCCAAAGUUGAGAAUGCAGUUGUUCAGACAUCUUAUCAGAAGGAAUACUUGUCUGACUCUCGAGUGACUUAUCAGUGCCGUGAUGGCUAUGAUAUGGAGGGAAAUGACACGAUUCAAUGCAAUGAUGGGAAAUGGGAAGAGAAGAACAUAAGAUGCACACUAAUUAUAUCCACUCUAGAGAAAGAAGAGUGUGGAGAAACUCCUGUGAUUCCAAAUGGAAAAGUGGGACCUCCACAAAAGCAAAGCCAAGGGCAAGUCGCUGUGAUUACUUGUAACACAGGAUACAGCCCUAAGGUUAACUACUUAAGUUGUCGCGAGGGAAAAUGGAUUCCAAAUGAAAUGUCACCCAAUGAUAUUUGUACACGUGAGUCAUUUUCUUCUUUCAUUGUCUUACUUUAUCAGAUGUAAGCAUUUAUAAAAAGAUGACAGGGUGUAAACCAACACUGUACAUGCUUUCAACUCUUGCAGCAACUGCCAAGCUCUGCAAACCUCCACCUGUAAACUCUGAAAGAGCAGUAUUGGUUCCCUAUUGAGCUUUUGAAACCUUUAGCCUGAAUUUAGGGUUUUCACAACUUGAAUUCAUGAUUUAGGAUUUCAGCUGUCAGAGUAA
This is a messenger RNA of Perca flavescens (yellow perch), 1274 nucleotides long. RefSeq names its product complement factor H-related protein 1. Lineage: Eukaryota; Metazoa; Chordata; Actinopteri; Perciformes; Percidae. The record is from RefSeq and is a predicted model, not a curated record. The transcript is spliced from 5 exons. Bases 98 to 1072 code for a protein of 324 amino acids.